CGUCGAUUGGAUUGACUGACUUAAAGCCAUGGCGACAGCACAGCUCUACUUCCUCGUUCUUGCGCUAGCCAGCACUGUAGCGUUCGGGAGGAAUAUUUCACCGGCAGAAGAAGAUUUGGGCCGGUUGAUAGAUCCCUUUGUCCCCGGAGACUAUCCAAUCAAUCACACCGCUUACCGCCAAGCCUUGAGUCUCUUCCUUGACACCAACAUCGACGUCUACGCCCCGAACGCAACGGGCAACUUCCCCGUUUUUUAUUUCACCACCGGAUUUGGAGGUAUUGUUCCUGCCGAGGCGCACACGCAACUCUUUUCCCAGAUCGCCAGCCACGGAGUUGUUCUCGUCGCUGUGUGGAAAAUAGGCAGUCCCGAGAAUUCAUUCGAUCCCGCUUGGUUGCAAGCAACUGUCGACUUUGUGGAGAAGCGCCUGGAAAAUAGUCUUCACAACCAAGAAGGUUAUGUCUCUGAUUUUCACGUCGACUACCUGAAUUCCUUCAUCGGCGGCCACUCAGCUGGAAAUCAUGUCGCUGUUGCCCAGUUGCAGACGGACUGUUUGCAUUACAAAGGUCUGAUUUUGGUUGAUGCGGUUGAUGGAAAUAAUCCCAUUCCUGAAAACGUUACCAUGUACGUCAUCACUCCCGGCCAAAAGGUCAAUUUCACCAUUCCAACUUUGGAAAUCGUUACCGGACUGGACCCAAUUAUAGGUCCAUACGGAUUGGCAUGCGCUCCGGAAGAGCUUGCAGGCCGGCGCUUCUUCGAUGCCAUGACCGGACCGACGUGGUACGUCAACGCAACCGCUUACGGUCACGCUGAUCUGAUGGAUCCAGUCUACGUUGAAUUGAACGAGUUAGCCCAGUUCUGCCCGAACGAUCCUAAUGCUCCCAAACCAGAAUACAUCCAGUUCCUGACCGGAGAAAUCGUCUCUUUCAUCAACGCGGUUCUGGAUCCUGUUGGAAACUGUGCCCUGUUCGACAACCUGGAGAAGAGUGGGCUCGUGGGCAUCAACACCUUAAACGAUUUCGCCUCAAACGGAUGGGACAGAUGUACCCCGUCUGAAUGUGUUCUGACGCCCAGUUCUUAUUCCAUGUUUUCCUUUUGGUGAUGCGAUCACAAGAUAUUGAGUUCUUUCUAUUAAAUUCCAAUCAAGUUGUGCAUAUUUAUGUUUUCGUUAAUAUUCUUGUCGAACGUAAUAAAUAUACCGCAUGAAGUUUAA
Messenger RNA from Daphnia pulex (common water flea), 1210 nucleotides. RefSeq names its product chlorophyllase-2-like. The record is from RefSeq and is a predicted model, not a curated record. The coding region runs from base 29 to 1099 and encodes 356 amino acids. The transcript is spliced from 6 exons. NCBI's taxonomy places the organism in Eukaryota, Metazoa, Arthropoda, Branchiopoda, Diplostraca, Daphniidae.